This is a messenger RNA of Molossus molossus (Pallas's mastiff bat), 1258 nucleotides long. RefSeq names its product G protein-coupled receptor 1 (gene CMKLR2). The transcript is spliced from 2 exons. Bases 127 to 1194 code for a protein of 355 amino acids. Gene Ontology annotation, molecular function: complement receptor activity; G protein-coupled receptor activity. Gene Ontology annotation, biological process: positive regulation of cytosolic calcium ion concentration; inflammatory response; complement receptor mediated signaling pathway. Gene Ontology annotation, cellular component: plasma membrane. Lineage: Eukaryota; Metazoa; Chordata; Mammalia; Chiroptera; Molossidae. The record is from RefSeq and is a predicted model, not a curated record.
AACGGAGCUGUUCCGAAAACCACUCAGCAUUUCAUUCUGCAGCUGGGAGGUUACACCCAGGCAUCACAAUAGCUUCUCUCCUCACAGAAAACUAACUGAUUUCCUCAUUCUCUACUUCUCAAGGUCAUGGAAGAUCUAGAGGAAACAUUAUUUGAAGAAUUUGAGAACUACACCUAUCCCAUGGAUGAUUACUCCCCAGAGUCUGAUUUGGAAGGGGAAGCGCCCCUGGGAAUGGUUCACUGGAUCUCCUUGGGGUUAUACUGUUCAGCAUUUGUUCUGGGCAUCCCAGGAAAUGCCAUUGUCAUUUGGUUCACGGGUUUCAAGUGGAAGAAGACAGUCACCACUCUCUGGUUCCUCAAUCUGGCCAUUGCAGAUUUCAUUUUUCUUCUCUUCCUGCCCCUGUAUAUCUCUUAUGUGGCCAUGAAUUUCCACUGGCCCUUUGGCGUCUGGCUGUGCAAGGCCAAUUCCUUUGUUGCCCAGUUGAACAUGUUUGCCAGUGUUUUCUUCCUGAUGGUGAUCAGCCUGGACCGCUAUGUCCACUUGAUCCACCCUGUCAUAGCCCAUAGGCACCGAACGCUAAGGAACUGCCAGAUUGUUAUCGUACUCAUUUGGCUUCUGGCUUCUCUAAUAGGUGGUCCUUCCCUAUACUUCCGGGACACUCUGGAAUUGAAUAACCGCACCAUUUGCUAUCAAAAUUUCCACGAGCAUGAUCCUGACCUCACUUUGAUGAGGCACCAUGUUCUGACCUGGGUGAAAUUUAUUAUUGGGUACCUCUCCCCUUUGCUAACAAUGAGCAUUUGCUAUUUGUGUCUCAUCAUAAAGGUGAAGAAACAAAGCAUUCUGGUGUCUAAUAGGUAUUCCUUGACCAUCCUUGCUGUGGUUCUGGCCUUUUUGAUUUGCUGGACUCCUUAUCACUUGUUUAGCAUUUGGGAGCUCAUGAUUCACCACAGUAGCUAUUUCCACCAGGUGCUGCGGGCUGGAAUCCCCCUCUCCACUGCUCUGGCAUUCCUCAAUAGUUGCUUGAAUCCCAUCCUUUAUGUCCUAAUUAGUAAGAAGUUCCAAGCGCACUUUCGCUCAUCGGUUGCUGAGAUACUAAAGUAUACGCUGUGGGAAGUCAGCUGUUCUGGCAUGGUGGGCGAACAGCUUAGGAACUCUGAAACCAAGAACUCAUGUCUCCUGGAAACAGCCCAGUGAGAUGCUACUCUUCCACAAAUCAGAGCAAGGCUUUUGUGUGGGUCCCCAGGCCGAUGUUUUCAGA